AUGUCCCCUCAUGCCAGUGUCACCCCGGCCUGUCCUCUCAUGCCAGUGUCACCCCGGCCUGUCCUCUCAUGCCAGUGUCACCCCGGCCUGUCCUCUCAUGCCAGUGUCACCCCGGCCUGUCACCCUCAUGCCAGUGUCACCCCGGCCUGUCCUCUCAUGCCAGUGUCACCCCGGCCUGCUAAUCGUGCUAGUGUCACCCCGGCCUGUCCUCUCAUGCCAGUGUCACCCCGGCCUGUCCUCUCAUGCCAGUGUCACCCCGGCCUGUCCCCUCAUGCCAGUGUCACCCCGGCCUGUCCUCUCAUGCCAGUGUCACCCCGGCCUGUCCUCUCAUGCCAGUGUCACCCCGGCCUGUCCUCUCAUGCCAGUGUCACCCCGGCCUGUCCUCUCAUGCCAGUGUCACCCCGGCCUGCUAAUCGUGCUAGUGUCACCCCGGCCUGUCCUCUCAUGCCAGUGUCACCCCGGCCUGUCCUCUCAUGCCAGUGUCACCCCGGCCUGUCCCCUCAUGCCAGUUUCACCCCGGCCUGUCCUCCCAUGCCAGUGUCACCCCGGCCUGUCACCCUCAUGCCAGUGUCACCCCGGCCUGUCCUCUCAUGCCAGUGUCACCCCGGCCUGCUAAUCGUGCUAGUGUCACCCCGGCCUGUCCUCUCAUGCCAGUGUCACCCCGGCCUGUCCUCUCAUGCCAGUGUCACCCCGGCCUGUCCCCUCAUGCCAGUGUCACCCCGGCCUGUCCUCUCAUGCCAGUGUCACCCCGGCCUGUCCUCUCAUGCCAGUGUCACCCCGGCCUGUCCUCUCAUGCCAGUGUCACCCCGGCCUGCUAAUCGUGCCAGUGUCACCCCGGCCUGUCCUCUCAUGCCAGUGUCACCCCGGCCUGUCCUCUCAUGCCAGUGUCACCCCGGCCUGCUAAUCGUGCCAGUGUCACCCCGGCCUGUCCUCUCAUGCCAGUGUCACCCCGGCCUGUCACCCUCAUGCCAGUGUCACCCCGGCCUGUCCUCUCAUGCCAGUGUCACCCCGGCCUGUCCUCUCAUGCCAGUGUCACCCCGGCCUGUCCUCUCAUGCCAGUGUCACCCCGGCCUGCUAAUCGUGCCAGUGUCACCCCGUCCUGUCCUCUCAUGCCAGUGUCACCCCGGCCUGCCCUCGACAGUCCUGUACCCGACAAAGUUUAUAGCAGGCACUAACGAGAAACAUCAGGGAAUUAUGUGGGUUAGAUGA
Molecule: messenger RNA, 1209 nt
Organism: Procambarus clarkii (red swamp crayfish)
Lineage: Eukaryota; Metazoa; Arthropoda; Malacostraca; Decapoda; Cambaridae
Source: RefSeq, a predicted model, not a curated record